Messenger RNA from Chroicocephalus ridibundus (black-headed gull), 9288 nucleotides. RefSeq names its product cytoplasmic linker associated protein 1 (gene CLASP1). The record is from RefSeq and is a predicted model, not a curated record. NCBI's taxonomy places the organism in Eukaryota, Metazoa, Chordata, Aves, Charadriiformes, Laridae. Bases 407 to 5140 code for a protein of 1577 amino acids. Gene Ontology annotation, cellular component: kinetochore; microtubule organizing center; basal cortex. Gene Ontology annotation, biological process: establishment of mitotic spindle localization; mitotic spindle assembly. The transcript has 42 exons. Gene Ontology annotation, molecular function: kinetochore binding; microtubule binding.
GCGGUGGCGCAUGCGCGCUGGCUCCCAUUCUUCCCGUGGCAGCGGGGCGGGCGCAGCCAUGCAGCGCAGCGGGCGCCGCCGCCGGCACUGAGCGCCGUCCGGCCCCCGCCCCGCCGCCCCCGGCAGAAUGGCCUGCUGAAUUGGGAAUUAUUGCAGACUCAACAGUACAGCACAGCUCGUUGCUUCAUCUAUUACUAGUUAUUUAAAUUGGACUUUUAAUAUCCUGCCAGCUGCUGUUCACACACACAUGGUGCAUUGUUGCCAUUCUCAGAAUUGCAUCUUUGAAACCCAGACCCUCAGUAACCUUCAUCGAACAAAGAGGCGACCUCCUGCGUACGUUUAUAGAGGGAUUUUUCGGACCUACUGCCCUCUAGCUUUCUUGCUGGUGCUGUAUUGCUAAGACACUAUGGAGCCCAGUAUGGAGUACUGCUUAGCGCAGGUGCUGCAGAAGGAUGUUGGAAAGAGACUUCAGGUUGGCCAGGAAUUGAUAGAUUACUUCUCAGAUAAGCAGAAAUCAACUGAUCUCGAACAUGAUCAGACUAUGCUGGAUAAAAUGGUUGAUGGACUGGCCACUUCUUGGGUAAAUUCCAGCAAUUAUAAGGUGGUUCUCCUGGGGAUUGACAUCCUUUCAGCGCUGGUGUCCCGCUUGCAAGAUCGCUUCAAGGCUCAGAUUGGCACAGUGCUGCCAAGUUUACUUGAUAGGCUGGGAGACUCAAAGGACUCGGUGAGGGAGCAGGAUCAGACCUUGCUGCUAAAAAUCAUGGAACAAGCUGCUAACCCUCAGUACGUGUGGGACAGGAUGCUAGGAGGAUUCAAACACAAGAAUUUCCGGACAAGGGAAGGGAUUUGCCUCUGCCUUAUUGCAACACUCAAUGCAUCUGGAGCUCAGAGCUUAACACUGAGUAAGAUAGUGCCACAUAUAUGUAACUUACUUGGAGAUCCAAACAGCCAGGUUCGAGAUGCAGCAAUAAACAGCCUUGUGGAAAUUUAUAGACAUGUUGGUGAACGUGUAAGGGCUGAUCUCAGUAAAAAAGGAUUACCCCAAUCUCGGUUGAAUGUAAUUUUUACAAAAUUCGACGAGGUCCAAAAAUCUGGAAACAUGAUCCAGAGUUCAGGUGAUAAAAUUUUUGAUGAUGAAGACUCCGUGGAUGGGAACAGACCUUCCUCAGCUAGCUCCUCUACAUCGUCAAAGGCCCCUGCAAACUCACGCAGAGUUGGGAUGGGGACUGCCCGCAGAAUUGGGUCUGCAGCUCUGGGCUCCAAGUCUUCAACAGCCAAAGAGGGAGCAGGUGCUGUGGAUGAAGAAGACUUCAUUAAGGCAUUUGAAGAUGUCCCAACGGUUCAGAUUUAUUCCAGCCGGGAUCUUGAGGAAUCCAUAAACAAAAUAAGAGAGAUCCUAUCAGAUGAUAAGCAUGACUGGGAACAGAGAGUUUCUGCGUUGAAAAAGAUACGCUCCUUACUUUUGGCUGGAGCUGCAGAAUAUGAUAACUUCUUCCAACACUUAAGACUUUUGGAUGGAGCAUUUAAAUUAUCCGCCAAAGACCUGCGGUCUCAAGUAGUGCGGGAGGCUUGUAUCACGUUGGGACAUUUGUCAUCAGUUCUGGGAAACAAGUUUGACCACGGGGCAGAAGCCAUCAUGCCAACAAUUUUUAAUCUGAUUCCAAAUAGUGCCAAAGUCAUGGCCACUUCUGGUGUUGUAGCAGUUAGAUUAAUCAUUCGACAUACGCACAUCCCUCGAUUAAUACCCAUCAUAACAAGUAAUUGUACCUCCAAGUCUGUUGCAGUUAGAAGGCGCUGUUUUGAAUUUUUAGACUUGCUGUUACAGGAGUGGCAAACGCACUCCCUAGAAAGACACAUAUCAGUGUUAGCUGAAACGAUAAAGAAGGGAAUUCAUGAUGCAGACUCUGAAGCCAGGAUAGAGGCAAGAAAGUGUUACUGGGGUUUCCACAGUCACUUCAGCAGAGAGGCAGAGCAUUUGUACCACACCUUGGAGUCCUCCUAUCAGAAGGCCCUGCAGUCACAUUUGAAGAACUCUGACAGCAUCGUUUCCUUGCCCCAGUCGGAUCGCUCCUCCUCCAGCUCCCAGGAGAGUCUCAACCGUCCAUUGUCUGCCAAAAGAAGCCCUACUGGAAGUACUACAUCUAGAGCAUCUACAGUAAGUACAAAAUCUGUGUCAACACCAGGAUCUCUGCAGCGAUCCCGCAGUGACGUCGAUGUGAAUGCAGCAGCUAGUGCCAAGUCAAAAGUGACGUCUUCUGGAGCAUCCAUCCCCUUCAGUUCUGCUGCAGCCUUGCCCCCGGGCUCAUACGCAUCACUAGAUGGUACUACCAGUAAAACCGAGGGUCGGAUUCGUACAAGGAGACAGAGCUCUGGCAGUGCCACAAGCGUCACCUCGAUGCCUGCUGAUACCCGAGGCCGCAGCCGGGCUAAAGUAGUUUCCCAGUCCCAGCGAUCCAGAUCAGCUAAUCCUGCUGGUGCUGGUAGCCGGUCUAGUUCUCCGGGUAAGCUGUUAGGAAGCGCCUAUGGUGGCCUGAGCAGUGGAACAUCCAGAGUUCAGCCGGUGCCAUCAUCUUCAGAGAAGCGCACCAAGAUCCCCCGGAGCCAGGGAUGCAGUCGAGAGACAAGUCCCAACAGAAUAGGCCUAGCACGGAGCAGUCGUAUCCCCCGACCCAGCAUGAGUCAGGGGUGCAGCCGUGAUACCAGCCGUGAGAGCAGUCGAGAUACAAGCCCUGCUCGGGGCUUUCCUCCGCUUGCUUCUCGACGUCAUUCCAGGUCCACUAGUGCUCUCUCCACUGCUGAUUCUGUUGGGCAGUCAGACCGGUUUGGACUCGGGCAGCCAGGCAGGAUGCCUGCUUCGGUGAAUACCAUGCGAGUCCUGAGCACGAGCACAGAUCUGGAGGCUGCUGUGGCCGAUGCACUGCUGUUAGGAGACUCCAGGAGCAAGAAAAAGCCAGUGAGAAGAAGAUAUGAACCCUAUGGGAUGUACUCUGAUGACGAUGCUAACAGCGAUGCAUCAAGCGCUUGCUCGGAGCGCUCCUAUGGUUCCAGGAACGGGGGCAUUCCACACUACCUGCGUCAGACUGAAGAUGUGGCUGAGGUCCUGAACCACUGUGCCAGCUCCAACUGGUCUGAAAGGAAAGAGGGGCUCAUAGGUCUUCAGAACUUACUGAAAAGCCAACGGACACUGAGCCGAGUCGAGUUAAAAAGACUAUGUGAAAUAUUUACUCGCAUGUUUGCUGACCCUCACAGCAAGGUCUUCAGCAUGUUUCUGGAAACCCUGGUUGAUUUCAUCAUCAUUCAUAAAGAUGACUUGCAGGAUUGGCUUUUUGUUCUCCUGACCCAGUUGCUAAAGAAAAUGGGAGCAGAUUUGCUGGGAUCUGUGCAGGCAAAAGUUCAAAAAGCUCUGGAUGUCACGAGGGAUUCUUUUCCAUUUGAUCAACAAUUUAACAUUUUGAUGAGGUUUAUUGUAGAUCAGACCCAAACACCAAACCUGAAGGUGAAAGUUGCUAUCCUGAAGUAUAUUGAGUCCUUGGCAAGACAGAUGGAUCCAACAGACUUUGUGAACUCCAGUGAGACAAGACUUGCUGUAUCUAGAAUUAUAACUUGGACAACAGAACCAAAGAGCUCAGAUGUGAGAAAGGCAGCACAAAUAGUCCUGAUUUCUCUCUUUGAAUUGAACACUCCUGAGUUUACCAUGUUACUUGGUGCCUUGCCAAAAACAUUCCAGGAUGGUGCUACCAAGCUCCUGCAUAACCACCUCAAGAACUCCAGUAACACCAGUGUGGGUUCCCCCAGCAAUACCCUUGGUCGGACUCCUUCCCGGCACUCCAGCAGCAGAACCAGCCCCUUAACUUCACCUACCAACUGUUCCCAUGGUGGACUGUCUCCAAGUCGGUUCUGGGGUUGGAGUGCAGAUGGGCUGUCGAAGCACCCCCCUCCCCUUUCUCAGCCUAACUCCAUCCCCACUGCUCCUUCCCACAAGACUUUCAGACGCUCUUACUCUCCCAGUAUGCUGGAUUAUGACACGGAGAACCUAAAUUCUGAUGAAAUCUACAGCUCUCUUCGUGGAGUCACAGAAGCGAUUGAAAAAUUUAGUUUCCGUAGUCAAGAGGACCUGAAUGAGCCAAUCAAACGUGAUGGAAAGAAAGACUGUGACAUUGUGUCUCGAGAUGGUGGCCUCGCUGUGCCUACCGGCGAUGUCCGUGGAAGCAGUGACAUUGUGGAAGGCGGAAGGAUGGCUCUAGAUAACAAAACCUCCCUACUUAACACCCAGCCUCCCCGCGCCUUUUCAGGGCCACGUGCUCGAGAAUAUAACCCUUAUCCUUAUGUCGACACAAUUAACACUUACGACAAGACUGCCCUGAAGGAAGCAGUGUUCGAUGAUGACAUGGAUCAGCUUCGGGAUGAAGUACCCAUUGACCAUUCAGAUUUGGUGGCUGAUCUUCUCAAAGAGCUCUCCAACCACAACGAGCGGGUGGAGGAGCGGAAAGGAGCUCUCCUGGAACUGCUAAAGAUCACAAGGGAAGAUAAUCUCGGAGUUUGGGAGGAACAUUUCAAAACCAUUCUGCUCUUGCUGCUGGAAACGCUUGGAGACAAAGAUCAUUCAAUAAGAGCCCUGGCGCUGCGAGUCCUGAGAGAGAUCUUACGGAACCAGCCGGCAAGGUUUAGGAACUACGCGGAGUUGACCAUCAUGAAAACACUGGAAGCACAUAAAGAUUCCCACAAAGAGGUCGUCAGAGCUGCUGAAGAAGCUGCUUCCACCCUGGCAAGUUCCAUCCACCCCGAGCAAUGCAUCAAGGUGCUUUGCCCCAUCAUUCAGACUGCAGAUUAUCCAAUUAAUUUAGCUGCCAUCAAAAUGCAGACGAAAGUCAUCGAGAGGAUUUCCAAGGAGUCGUUGCAUCAGCUCCUUCCUGAUAUCAUUCCUGGGUUGCUACAGGGUUAUGACAAUACGGAAAGCAGCGUCCGUAAAGCUAGUGUAUUUUGCCUAGUAGCAAUUUAUUCAGUAAUUGGAGAAGAACUGAAACCUCAUCUCGCACAACUCACAGGAAGCAAGAUGAAGCUACUAAACCUGUACAUAAAGAGGGCCCAGACCACCAACAGCAACAGCAGUUCCUCUUCAGACGUUUCAACGCACAGUUAAUGGAGAUAUGUGGACAUAUGUGUAGACUUAGAAGCAAUCAACGGUGCCUCUCAGAGACCUUUCUGCUACUCUUCACUGGCGUGCUCCAUCAGCUCAAGGAGGCCAUGCAGAUAUUUAUUGCAAUCAGUAUUUUAGUCCCUUAAAAGCUUUUAUGUAGAAUCUUAUUGGUAUUGAAUGUAAAGGAAGCAAGGUCUGUGUUGCAGUCUUCAUUAAAAGUGAACAACAGAAAGCCAUACUUAAACAUAUUUGUAUAGCCUGCUGAAAUCUCAGAAAUAUGUUUAGGUUAGCGUUCCAAAAGUGAGUCCGAGAACCUGGACACACGUAAAGGUCAAACAAAUCUUGUUGGUUUUGUUCAUACCCAGUUCUGAUUUCUGUGUGCUAGUUACCUGCUCUCUCCCCGUGGCUGCAGCCGUUCUGGCUAGGUUCUCCUCUUACAAGUCUUGUGGUCCUGUUUUGUACUCCCUGUUGCAGCUUGCCUGAUGCGCAGGGCUCUCCUUGAGGAGAUCUUUGCCAAUGUGGUCGAUUCCAGCCUCGGAUGCUUUAAUACCGGGAGAUACCAAGUGAGUAAUGAAAAAGUAGGUUCUUCUUAAACAUCUGAGUUUUUUUGUACAUAGUUCUUCUGACAGACCCCCGAUGGGCUGAUUUCUCUGUAACUGCUCUCCAGCCAGCUGUGCUGUGCAAAGCAGCUGGGCUCUUGCUCCUUUCAUUGACCCUGUAAAUAUUUCUCCCCUCCCAACCCAUUCAGCUCUUUCAUAUGCUCAAAAGACUCUCCAGGUUACUUGUUAUUCCCCAAAGGGAACCUGAGACCUAAUUCUGGGACCGAUGUCUGCGAUGGGACACUGGAGUUAGGUGGGCGGGUGUUGGAUUAGGCUCUGAGUGUGUCCAUGGGUGGUCAGUGGGAGCUGGCAGGGCUGUGUCUCGGCACAUUUUUCUCAAAGUCUUGUAGCAUCAAAGGGCUGCUCUGACCUGACCCGCUGGUGUUGGGUGGUGAAUGGCUUCAUCCCCACAACUCCUUUGUGCUUUGGGCAAAACGUUCCUCCCAGAGGACAGAAAGGGCAUCUGCAACUGAAGAAAAAGACCCCGUGGAAGCACCUGCUGAGCCAGCUGGGACAGUGCUGGUCGCCUGCCACAGCUCUCCUCCUGUGCCUGAAGAGCCUGCAGUGCUGUUGGCUGCCUUUAGAAACCUCCUUCUUCCUGGCCAGCCCCACGUGCAGCCCUGCUGGGCGCUCCGCGUUUCGGAGGGAUGCGGAGGGCCCUUGCUGGGUGCUGCUGUCAGCGGGGUGAGGCUGCGGCGGGGCAAAUCCUUCUGCAGCCUGAUGACACAGACCAAGUCAGAGCCAAACCAGCAGCAGUCAAAUGCCCCACAAAAUCCAACGGGAGACCCUUCUGUUUGCAAAGGGUGAGCUCCCCCUGCCUCUGCCUGUAACCAGGGGAAGCAGGAGGAUGGUAGUGCUGUGUUUGGCCCUGGACUGGAAUCCUGGCUGAUGGGCAUGCCCACCCCAAACCCGCAAUGGAUCAGAACUGAGUUUUUGCUCCCAGUGCCAGUGAUGCCAAGAGGAUGGUGGACCUGCGGCUUAUGGCUGCAGCUGUGGUGAUGGAUGUGUGCUCCCCAGCUGCUCUCAGUGCCUCGGUCUCCCUCCAGCUCCCUCCAUUUCCCCUUUGGGGAGCUGAAGAGACACCUUGGUCGCAUACUGAGGACAUGAGUUUGCAGUACCGCAGCACGGGAGUGCAGUGGGGAGGGUAAAGCCCCGUUGUCCUCCCUUUCCAUCAGGUCCUCCCUGUGUGUCUCAGCCCCAGCCCCCAGGAGCUCCGCUGGGAGGUGAUGCUUGGUGCCAGCUCCCCUCCCAGUCCCAGCUCGGGAGGGGUUGGGGCUGGUGGGGACUGUGUGGGGUUGGGCUGCAGAGCUUGUCGGUCCCUUUCCCUGCUGCCUUGAGAAGAGUGGAGGAGAUGACCUACUCCUGAGUUGGUCAGGAUGUGUCCAGGCUUUUACUGGCUGCAUCUUUCCCAACCAGUAAUGCUGUGGCAGGAGAAACCAUGCGACCCUCCUGGGUGGGAUUCCCCCAGGGUCUUUCCGCAGACUCAGAAAAGCCAUCCUCGGGAGGAGGAGGAUCGGCUGCUCCAUGGUUGGCAUCUCCCUUUCUGUGGACCAUAUCUUUUCAACACCUUUCAGUAUGCUUGUUAGAAUAUUCUUUUUUUAUUUUUUGAAUUAUUCAAAUUAUUUUAGUUUAACACGACUUUAUUUUCCCUUUUGAGGAAAUACUCAGCCGACUUGUUGGCAGCGGUUAGCUGUCUUGUCUGAAUUUUUUUCUGAAUUUUUAGUAGUGGGUUUGGUUUUUUGUUCGGUUUUUUUUGUUUGUUUUGUGUUUGGCGUUUUUUUUUUUUAAUUUGUACUCUGAUCGCUUAGUAUUUAUGCCGCUCUUUCUCCCCAUCUCAGUUCAGCCUCUUCUGUUCCAGUUCUGGGGUGCAGAAGGUCAGCGUAGCUGACCAGAUGGCGAUUAGUCCUGCCCAGCUGUGAUGGAGCGUGGUCCAUCACCGUUUGCUGUUUGUUUGUUUGUUUGUUUUUCCUUGAAUGGCACACUGUAGCAAAUCUCCAGGAAUUGAAUUCCUUCUCAAAUGAUUUUAUAUAUUUUAUAAAAUCCUGUUAGUAUGCACUGAGAGUGAACGCACUGUAACGUCCCCGGACUGACCCUCGCGCGUGCGCUGACACUACGGUAGGAGGUAACGGCUCGUCCCUCGACAGACGCCUGCGACCUGCCGCGGCUCUGCCACGCUGGCCGUCAGCCUCUCUUUUCCGAUACUAUUGGCACACUUGGAGCUGCAAAUGGUAGAACCAGGCCUUACUUUCUGAAUCAGAUUUGGUUCUGUUUGGCAACAGAUGCUCAUUAAUGUGCUACUUAAUUUUGUUACGUGAGUCAGUCGAGGACUGUUCAUCCUUUGAGUACUCUAGAAGUAUGUUAUACCUGUACACAGUAGAGAGCAUUCUGCUUAGGUAUUUAUAAAUCAUUGCGUAUAAUGUACAUAGUAAGGUUGUUUAGUAUGUUGAACAUGACCCGACUUUUUUUUUUUGUGUGUGUGUGUUUCCUUUGAAGUACUCAAAGGGCUAGCUCUGAAUGUCACCUCUCUGACCUCCAGUGUUCUGGCUUCCACAAAGCUGUACAAUCGUUUUGUUUUCUCUUCAGCAAGCAUAAAGGUCUCUCUGGCUACAAAUCCCAGUGUCCACACACGCUUGCAGAGAAAGAUCUGCACGCUGGCAGUGCCUCACCGCACCGGUGAAGCUCGUGUUCACCUUCUCCCAGCAGUAGCCACCUACUGCAGCUGCCUUUUUUUUUUUUUUUUCUUGCUGCCCAUUAUGCAGGGCUUCCAUUUUUCGUACCUUUCAAAAAGAAAAUAAAAAAAAAGAAAAAGAAAAAAAGAGGAAAAAAAAAAGUUUAAAAAAAAAAAAAAAGGUGUAUUUUCUUUGCCCACCAUGCUUUAAAAGUCUGAAAGGGAGAAAACUCCCAGCAGACAGCGGCUCCUGGCUGCGAGGUUGCCGAAAUCCUCUGAUGUGGAUGUUUUUUUUCUGCCAUUGGCUGCACCAGUGCUCCGUGGGCAUGGGCAAAUACCGGAUCCAUCCGCCCCACAGGUCUACGUACUGUAGUUCUCAUGUAGUGCAGAAAUAUCGAGGCAUGUGGCUUUCUUAAGGUACACUAUGUGUGCUUGCCUGGAUUACAAUACAAUACAAGACUGUCUUUUUUAUUGCUUAUUACUAGCUUACCAAUAACCUGUAUAAGUAAUGUAACUCGCAUCUUUGUCAUCAAAACCUUUUCUCCCCGCCCCUUUAUUUAUCAAGCAUAAUAUUACAUAUUAAGGGACAGAAAAAUAGACCUUUGUAGUAUACAGCAGGACGUUGCUAACAAUGUUUUAAAUGGGACGUAAAAACCGCUCUGAAAAAAUGCCAGCCAUGAGAAAUGACUUUGUUGGCACCGUGUUCAUGCGCAUGUAUUUUUUUCUAUUUUUUCCGCUUUUGUCAUGUUACAUCCAUAUCUGUAUUUAUAUCUUAUUUGUUUCACUUUUGAGUGUAUCAUGGCAAUUGUACAGAUGUUUUUUGUUAACAUUUACGUGAUAGAAUUUGCUAAAAAAAAAAAAAUUAAAAUAAAACCUUUUGAGUU